UCCUUGGAGUUGUUACCAGAGACUAUAUCCUGCAUUACGCAGCUGGCAGAUGGGAAAUUUUUUGCAAAUCUGAUAAAUAUUUUAAAAAAUCUGGAUGUCCAAGACAGUGACCUAGUCAGUAAUAUCCCUAUACUUGAGACUAUUUUAAAAGAGCAUUUUGCUGGACCUGACUUGGUCAACUUUGAAGAUGUGGCUGGAGGCAACCACUUGGAGCUUACAAAGCUCACUCUUCUGCUCAUGUACAUUAUGAUAUUUAUGGAUGCCAAAUUGAGAAGCAAACUUAUAAGUUCCCCAGUAAUGGAUCAGUCCACACAAGUAAAGUUUAAGUACCUCAUUGAAUCCAUCCAGAGAAGAGGAUCAGGGAUGAGCACAAAGUUCCUAAACAUUCUUUGUACAGAAAGACUUGAUGGCAAAGUGUCGGCACGUUGCCAGACUCCAGUUUUAAACAAUGCUCCAUGGGGCUCUCCAAAUGUCUAUUCCAGCUCCCCAAAGGCAGCACCAACUUCACCAUUGCGAGACUUAGUGCAGAGUCCACCAUUUCGAAUGCAAAAACUUUUAAAUGCCAAAACAAAAGAAGUAAAAAAAUUGCAACAGCAGAUACAUGGUUUGGAAAAUGAGAAACAAGAGGCAGAGGUGAACACAGUCUUGUUGCAUAAAAAGAUAGCCAAGUUGUCUAGUGAUCUUGAAAAGUGUCAGUCUGACGUGAGAGAACAGAAACAGUACAGAGAUGAAUUGGAAGCAAAGCUGAUGGCAGGAGAAGACCUUGUGCAGCAACAGAUGCAUAGGUUAGCAAAAGAGUCUGAACUUCUAAGAACAGAAAAUGCAUCAUUACAAGACACAGUGAAUAAAUUACUGGAGUCAAAUGAUGAGUUGUCCACCAAAAAAGAAUCCUUACACAGACGAUACACGCUUGUCACAGCGGAAAGAGAUCGAUUGGAGGAGGAGAUAUCAACGCUUUCAAGGGCAGGACUGGAAAAUCAAAGCAUAAUAGAAUCCCAGUCAACUCUGCUAAUAGAUCUUAGAAGUCAACUUGAAGAACUGCAGCAGUGUCUUUUAGAGAAUAACAGACCAACCAAUCGUACCAUUGAAGAGUCUUUUGAGGGUGGAUCUCCAAUGAAUUUCUAUGAUGCCACUUCCCCAGCAAAUGCAAGUGGAUCUGGAGGUAAUAUAUCUGGAGAGAACAUGGCUGAUGCAAUUGUAGAUAAGAUCUUGGGUGAGACUCAAGAGCAAUUAGCCAAGCUUCAGACUCAGUAUGCUACCCUGAAGGAGAAAUUAGGGGAAACCACUUACAGUAGAGACCAACUCCUUGCCCAGGUUGAAGCUCUCACAGGUGAAAAUGAUGCCAUAAAUGUUGAACUUGGACAAGUCAAGGGAAAUUAUUCUCAGCUGAUGGUUCAGCAUACAGAGCUUCAAGAGCAAAAUAUGGUAAUAUCUAAUGAACUACAGGAAAAUCAGUCCAAGUUCUUGCAAGUAGAGACUGAGAAACUUGACUUACAGAAAGAUCUUCAAGAAUCACAACUCUCUAUCCUAACAAUGAAGGAACAACUAAACCAAAAAAUAAAGGAAUUGGCUGGACGCUGUUCAGAACUGGAAGAAGUUGAAAGUAAGCUUAAACUUGCCAGCCAGGAAUUGGAAUGCACUUCAGCAAGUUUGAAGGCAGUUACAGAAGCCAAAUGUACUCUGCAAGAAGAAUUUACUAGAACUGUUUCAAGACUGAAUGAGGAUUUCCAAAUGCAAAAAGUUAACCUGACAGAAGAAUACGAGAAGAAGGUUGAAGAACUGAAUAACAACUUAUCCAUUAUAAUGGUUGAAUGGGAAACUCUUUCAAAAGAGAAAACUUUGUUAAAACAAGAACUUCAUAACAAAGAAGAAAGCCAUAUAACUGAAAAGAAUCUGCUUGAGAAAAAGGUUUCAGAAGUUGAGGAAGAGGUUUCAGCUUUAACGAGUGCCUUGGGUGUGAAAGAAAAUGAGCUAAUGGAACAGCUUGCCAACUUCACUAAGCAGAUGGACUCUAUAAAUGCUGAGAAAGUGGUGCAUGAAGGAAAAGUGGCAGAAGUAUGUGCACAAAUAAAUGAAAUGGAAGCACAACAUGCAGCAACUUUGGAUGUCCUAAAAGCAGAAGCAGAGAAACAACAGAAUGAAUUUGAUAAGACAAUCUCUAAUUUACAGGAUAAGAUAAAAGCACUCCACUCAGAGAAUGUGCAGAUUUGCAGUGAAAGAGAUGAGCAGGUAGCAGCAGUCAAGUCACUUACUGUGGAAAUUGAGUCAAAGCAAGAAGCUGUCUUUUCAGUGGAAAAAGAAAAGCAAGAAAUGUGUGAUAUGUUUGAACAAGAAAAGACAGCCAUGUCUUCCAUUAUCAGAGCUCAAGAAGAAGCCCUUGAUACCUUGAAGCAGCAGAUAGAAGCAACAUUAGAGGAAAACAAAAGUGAGAAGGCAGGCCUAGAGGAGAGAAUUCAAGAAAAAGAACUUGCUUUUGCUUCUGUUAGAGAGGAGCUAGAGAAAACAAUUUUGAUGCUCAAAAAUGAAAAGGCGAAACUUGAGCAUGAUAUUCUAGAGAAAAGUAUUUCUAUCACAGAUCAUGAAAAGCAAUUUGAGGAGUUCGUGAAACAUGCAAAUGAGGAGAAAUCUUUAUUACUUGCAAAGAUUCAAGAAAAUGAAACUGCUUUUUCAGCAGCCAAACAAGAAAUGGAGAUGGCUGCUGCAUCCUUGAUCAGUGAGAAAGAUGUGGAGCUGCACAAUAAAGAGAAAGCUCUCAGUGAAAAGGAACACAACUUUAUGCUUAUUUCUGAAGAAAAAACAAGGAUGGCUGAAAUUAUCCAAGCAAAAGAAGAUGCCCUUACUUCCUUACAGAAACAAAUACAGGAAGAAAAGAUGGCUGCAAGCAAUAUUAUUCAAGAAAAGGAGGGCAAUAUUAGUUCACUUCAAAAGGAACUUGAAGAGGCUGCUAAGGCCUUUGGCCAAGAAAAGGCAGCUUUACAUGAAUUGGCCAAGGCAAAGGAAGAGGAGAUAUUAUUACUGCAAGACCAGGUUAAAGAGAUAAAGGAUAAGAUGAACUGCACAAUUCAGGCAAAAGAAGAAGUUAUAUUGUCACAGCAGCAAGAACUGCAACACAGUCUUGAUACCUUUGAAAAAGAAAAAAAGACUAUGCAGGCUGAGAUUAAUGCUAAACAUGAGGCAUUAACCCUGGCUAAACAGCAGAUAGAAGAGGAAAAGGUGUGCAGCAAUAAGGUUGUUGGGGAAAAAGAAGAGGCUUUAACAUCCAAACAGCAAGAAUUACAGUCUAACAUUGAGACCUUUGAAAGAGAGAGAUUGGCUUUGCAAGCAGAAAUUAAAGUUAAGGAAGAGGCUUUAUCACUGACUAAUCAACAGUUACAAGAGGAAAAGAUGUCCUUGGCCAAAGCAAUUGAAGAAAAGGAAGAAACUCUGAAAUCUAAAGAGCAAGAAAUGCAAGAGGCAGUUGAAGUGUACAAUAAAGAGAAAGUAUCCCUACAUGAAGACUUAAAGUUAAAGGAAGAAAUGAUUUCAUCACUACAAAAGAAAUUGCAGGAUGAAGCUUCAGCCCACAGUGAGAUGUCACGCAUGAAGGAAGAAGCCCUGUUUUCUGUGGAGCAGAAAAUGCUAGAAGCUUCAGAUGUCUUUGACAGGGAAAAGGCAACCAUGGGUCAAGAACUGGAGGAUAAACAAAGAAUGCUGAAUCUACUUGAGGAGCAGAAUAAAAAGACUCAAGGAAUAUUGGAAAGUGAGAUGACUGCACACAUGCAAGCUCUUAAAGAAAAGGAAGCUUGUAUAAGCCACCUCAAGGAGAAUAUGAAAAAGGCAGAAGAGGAACAUCAGUCCUGUAUGCAAAAGCUACAGAGUGACCUUGCAGAUGCUUCUGCUGCUAAUGACACCCAACAGAAAAGAAACGAUGAGCUGCUGAAAGAGGUAGAAGUACUAAGAAAUGAGAUCACCACAAAAGAAGUGUUGUUCAAGCAGAAUCUAACAGAAAAACAGGAAGAGACAGUGACUGAGAUUAUGAGUCUAAAAGAAAGUCUUUGUGAAAAGAACAGUGCUUUAGAAAAGGUUCAAAAGGAAAUUGAGGAACAGCAACACAAACACAGUUUAGAGAUUGAUGGAUUACAACAGACACUUAAAGAAAAUGAAGUGAUGAUCAAGUCUCUCAGAGAAGAGAAAUCAGAAGUAGGACAAAGAAUGCUUGAAGAGUUGAGUUCUGUCCAACUUGUAUUGGAUACAGUCAGGAAGGAGAAGGAGGAGGAAAAGCAAAAUAAUGAGAACCAGAUUGCAGCUCUAAACAAUAUGUUAGAAGAGAAAUGUCAAGUUCUAAAGGCUGUAGAAGAAAAACUUGAGAUUUCUCAAUCCCAACAGGAAACUAUGAAAAGUGAUCUUGAGAAGAAUCUAUCUGAGAUCAAGGAAAGUGAGAGUGCUAAGACUGUGGCCAUGAUGUCUCAGUUAGCAGGAAAAUCAGAUGAAGUCUUGUCUCUUAAGCAGGAAUUAGACCAAAUUCAAGAAGAAAAGAGGUCAUUACUGCAAAAUAUCCAGGAGAAAGAAGAUGCUUAUUCUUCAUUAAAGAAUGAAGCAGAUCAAGCAGUGUUGACACUGAAAAAGGAAAUGGAAGAAAAGAUUAAGGAAAAGGAUGAACUAUUAACAACACUACUAGAAGAGAAAGAAAAUCUGGCUGAAGAGCUUUCCAAAGAAAAGAUGUCUUUGACUGAAAUGAUCAGUGAGAAAGAAAAGGUUGUGUCUACACUGCAGCAACAGACACAAGGUUCUACUGAAAUGCAAGAGAAAUUGACAUUGGGGAUUAAGCAGUUGGAAGAUGCUCUCCUUGAAAAGGAUAAGGCCCUAUGUGAACUACAAGCACAGUUAGAGGAGGAACAACAAAAACAUCAGUCUGAAGUCUGCAGUCUCAAGGAAUCUGUAUGUGAAAUAACAAAAAAAGUGGAGUCCCUUGAAAAAGAGAAAUUAACAGUGAAGCAAAGUGUUACAGAAGAGCUGGGGUCACUAAAGAUGGCCCUGGAUACCCAAAAGAAGGAAAAAGAGGAACAAGAACAGAAUUACAAAGAACAUAUAGCAUCACUAAAUACAAUGCUGUCUGAAAAAUCUGUUCUUCUCAAGACCCUACAGCAAGAGCUGGAACAGACUAGCUCAACUUAUGAGUUGCUAAAGGGCAAGAUGGAGAAAGAAAUCUUAGAACUGAAGGAAAAGGAAAAUUUAAGAGUUGCUGAACUGAAGUCACAAUCUGAGGAGAAUUCCAAGAGAAUGCUAGUCAUGAAGCAAGAGUUGGAACUUGUCCGUUCAGCUAGUGAAGAGCAAAAGAAAAAGGAGAAAGAAGAAAUUGCAAUGCGUGAGAAGGUUGCUAGGGAUGCUGCUGUCUCUGAACUAGAAAUUAAGAUUAAAAUCUUGGAAGAUGAAAAGAUAGCAAAGGCCAAAGAACAAGAAAAGUUUGAAGAGCAGAUGAUGACAAGAAUUGCCUUGCUUGAGAAGGAAGUGAAGACCAAAGAAUCCACUCUCCACCUACAAUCCCAAGAGAUUGAGAAGGCCAAAGAAAAAGUGGAGAAGCACAAAGCCCAUGCUUUAUCUUUGGAAGCAAAGUUGAUUGACAAAGAACAGGAAGUCACGGCAACAAAGGAGGAGAUUAUGAGAAUUGAACGUGAAGGUGAAAGAUCAACGAGGAGCUUAACAGAAGAACUACAGGCUGCCAAGGAUAAGUCUCGGGCAGAGAGACAAUCAGUUGUCGAGAAGAUGAAAGCUUCAUACAAGACUGAGGUUGAAAAGCUCAUGAUACAAAUUGAGGAGCAAGAGAAAGUGUUGAAGGAGAAGCACAUCAUCCACCAUAAAUAUGAGCAAGCAAAGAAGAAACUGUCAGAGUAUGAAUGAGAGCUCAAUGAAAACAAAAUGUCUGAAGAACACUAUCAGAAACAGAUGACAAAAUACAAGGACCAUGUCAGCAAACUCAAUGAGAGUCUCCAGAAUGAGAGGAAGAAACAGGCAGAACUUGUUGAGAGAAUAAAAGAACUGGAAGAGCAGAAGUUACCAAUAAAAGAGAAGCUGCACGAAUCUGAG
This is a messenger RNA of Penaeus vannamei (Pacific white shrimp), 6063 nucleotides long. NCBI's taxonomy places the organism in Eukaryota, Metazoa, Arthropoda, Malacostraca, Decapoda, Penaeidae. The record is from RefSeq and is a predicted model, not a curated record.